CGAAUUGAAAAUCCGAAGAGGUUGGACGUGUCUUUUACGUGUCUGUGAAUAAUAUCCGGAAAAUUUUAAUUUUUCUCGAGAAAUACCACCGAACUAAAUUUCAAAAUGACUCCUCGUGCCAAGGGAUCAAAAGCUCAAUCCGUGACCCCUCCGAUGACGCCGAUUGCGAAAACUCAUAAGCCGAAGCCGGCAUUGAAGAGCUUGACUAAAAACAGCGAUCUGCAUUUCAAUGUUUAUAAGAUGUUGCGAAAAUUGAAGAAGGAUUUGCAUGCCAAAGUGGUUCAAAGAGGCGCCGCUGUCUAUUUCACUGCCGUCAUUGAGUACUUGGUCGCAGAGGUGUUGGAGUUGGCAGCAGACAUGGCAAAGCGCCAUAACAAGUCUCGUCUUACGCCCCGUUUUAUCAUGAUGGCAAUUCGUACCGAUGAGGAGCUCAACAUGUUGUUCGGGAACAUCGAUAUUUCUGAAGCUGGUAUUAUUCCGCACAUUCAUUCGGUCUUGCUUCCCAAGCCGAAAAAAGGUCGCGUCAUAGCAGAAGACAAGGAAAAAAAGUUAUCUAAUGAUUAUUGAUAAUUUAUCGUUUUAUAGCCGAUCUCGAUUGAUUUAGUUUUAAAAUAUGGACAUUAACUUACUUAUUUGAUCUAAAAAGUCCCCCCAAAUGUACUAAAAUGUUGCAUGAAAACUUUAAAUGCAACCUAAUUUUCUCUAUUUUUUGUAAACUUAUAAUAUGUAAGCUAUUGGUGUACAAUUGAUUGUAUUGAAUUCGACCAAAGACUUUUAACUCUUAAAAAAGCAGUCGAACUACUUGUCGAAACUUAUGUGUUGAACAAAACUAUAUUUAACAAUGUAAUAAAAUUAUC
Culicoides brevitarsis is the source of this 857-nucleotide messenger RNA. RefSeq names its product late histone H2A.2.2-like. The transcript has 3 exons. The coding region runs from base 106 to 567 and encodes 153 amino acids. Gene Ontology annotation, molecular function: structural constituent of chromatin; DNA binding; protein heterodimerization activity. The record is from RefSeq and is a predicted model, not a curated record. Gene Ontology annotation, biological process: heterochromatin formation. Gene Ontology annotation, cellular component: chromatin; nucleosome. Lineage: Eukaryota; Metazoa; Arthropoda; Insecta; Diptera; Ceratopogonidae.